CUGACACCUUCGGUGUGUCGGGUUAAAUAUCGCCGCGUCCUCUCUGACCACGCGGGACACGCCCGCCCGUGCCCUGAGGACCACGGGAAGGAGUCUCGGGGUCGUACGUACGCAAGGGAGCAGGUCCAGACGGGGCUCAGAUGAGCAUGAGGAGGUUUUUCCGAGCGCACCGGGACGAGGACUACGGUCAGAUCCAGUAUCUGACGGCCAAGUGCACCCGGCUGGCUCAUGACAAAGCCGUUCUCGAGAGGGAGUUCCUGUUGUCCAGGGAGCGGGAGAGGAAGCUGCAGAAUGAGCUGGAGAACGUGGCCUCUCGGCUCCUCCAGCAGGAGCAGACGAACAUGGAGCUGAGGAUGAGCCAGGACCAGCUCAUCAGCAGGGUCCAUCAGCAGCAGGACCUGGUGGACCUGCUGCAGCAGCGCCUGGUCCUGCUGGCGGAGGAGAGCUCCCGGGACGUGGAUCUGCUCCGACAGGUCGGCUCGGAGCUGCUGUGCCUGCAGAGCUCCGAGGAGAAGCUGGAGGGCCUGGUGGAGGAGCUGCACGCAGAGGCCCGGCACAGAGCCGCAGCGGCAGAGGGUCUCCAGGCAGAGCUGCGUGCUGAGGCCCAGUGCAGAGCUGCACUGACGGAGAGCCUCUACGCGGAGCUGCGCGGUAAAACUCUGGAGCUGGAGGAGGCGCGAGACACCAACAGAGCCCUGACGGAGGAGCUGGAGGAGCUACGCAGAGCUCAUCAGGAGGAGGUGCGGGAGCUGCAGCGGGAGAACGAGGGCAGUCUGAGGAAGCUCCAGGAGACGGCGGAGCAGUUUGAGUGGUUGUGUCAGCAGCAGCGCAACUGGAUUUGCUGCGUCAAGAGGUUCAAAGACUACCUGAUGGAGGACAGAGAGGCUCUGCUGCAGCAGGUCAUCAUGCUGGAUAAGAAAAUUGGGAAAAUGAAGAAGAGUUCACAAGCCGUCAGCACAAAAGAGAGCCUCCUCUGCCCCCUACAGGACACGGAGAGCUGUGACAGCAGUGUAACUUUGUGGGAUCCAGACGCGGUGACUCAUCUGGAGUCACGGGUGGAGAAAUCCAACAGGAUGUACGAGAAGCUCUUCCAUCAGGCGGGGAGCCCCAUCAACGGACACCAAAAACCUCCGUGAGGACAGAAGCCUGGAGCCCGGACGUUUUUCGCUUUCUCUUCCCACCUUCUGCAAAACCACCAGUUUAACUGCUAGAUGUUUGUGUGCGCGGUUAGCUUAAUUCCUACUCAUUGUUUCAGAAAAAAAACAAACCCCAAACUGUCCUGGAAACGCACACACACCUGCGAGAACGUACGCUCAUUGUUCUUUCUCUGUGAUAUACGACCGAGUGGAAACGCUUAAACUCAGCGGGCUCCUGUUCUUCUUCGGCGGGUGUCACACAUGCACCUCACAUGUGCCUGAAGUUUGUCUGGUCACAGUUUUCAGUAAUCGUCCAUUAUUCAGAGCUGGUAAUCAACACCGCCAGCGAGAGCACCUGAGAAUGUUCCCUUUUGUUGUUUUGCCAGUGAAUCCUCGCAGGAAAAACCAGCAGCUGGCGUGCAGAGGAAACAACAAAUGUGUUGUUUAGACCAAAAUGAAGCGCCGCUGAUUGUUCCCCCUCUAGGAGUUUGGUAAACCGUUACUCUAGCGUUCACAUCACUUGGCGCACGGUUUCAUCUUGUCAGCAGGAAUCUUCAUGAAGAGAUUUAAAGAUUAAGACUCGCACACAAUGGGCUCCCUUGUCUGAGGUUUGCGUUAACAUGUGGCCGUGACCAACACCACGUAUUAACAGGCAUUUCAUCUUCUGUGACUCUGCAUGUUGGUUCAUGAGGAGCUGGAGAUCAGGCACAAGUUCAAAUUAGACAAAGUCAUACAUUAUAAUUAAAAACUGAAUACAUUUUAUUUACAGGGAUCUAUCUGCAGGAACAACUUUCUCCUUUAUCUCUAAAUCGCUGCCUUUUUCUGCCAUUCUUUUCAACUCUUCCUUUUUAUCUUAAAUAUACAGUAUUUUCAAAUAAACUGAUCUCCUGGCUUGGUUCAAAGCCUAAUUCAGGGGUCUUCAAUGUUUUUCAGACCAGGGAACCUCAAACUGAUGGAGAGUUUAUGUACCUACUAUACGUGUUCUGUAUUAAACUAGUGCUGUUUAUAA
Messenger RNA from Mugil cephalus (flathead mullet), 2145 nucleotides. RefSeq names its product outer dense fiber protein 2. Gene Ontology annotation, cellular component: membrane. Gene Ontology annotation, molecular function: hyaluronic acid binding. Lineage: Eukaryota; Metazoa; Chordata; Actinopteri; Mugiliformes; Mugilidae. The record is from RefSeq and is a predicted model, not a curated record. The coding region runs from base 141 to 1136 and encodes 331 amino acids. The transcript has 8 exons.